Molecule: messenger RNA, 771 nt
Organism: Jatropha curcas
Lineage: Eukaryota; Viridiplantae; Streptophyta; Magnoliopsida; Malpighiales; Euphorbiaceae
Gene: COP9
Product: COP9 signalosome, subunit CSN8
Biological process (GO): COP9 signalosome assembly; protein deneddylation
Cellular component (GO): COP9 signalosome
Source: RefSeq, a predicted model, not a curated record
AUUAUAUAUUCAUAAUCUUCAAUUCCUUGUCAUCGUUUCUCUGUGCAGAAACUAGCUGUAGCAAAAGCAGGUAGCCAUGGACUUCACUCCGCUUACCGACGCAUUAGCCUCCAAAUUGUACGAUAAGAUUUCUGAUAUCUGCGAUGAACUCAUGCUCAAGUUCGCAGCCGAGGGAGUUCAUUUUCAGGACGAGUGGCCUUAUGCGAUUCAUCUUCUUGGCCACAUUUAUGUUAAUGAUAUUAACAGUGCUCGAUUCCUUUGGAAAUCAAUACCUUCUGCUAUCAAAGAAAACCAAACGGAAGUCGUAGCGGUCUGGAAACUUGGUCAGAGAUUAUGGACACGUGACUAUGCCGGUGUACAUGAGGCCAUUGGUGGUUUCGAAUGGAGUCAAGAAACCCGGGUUCUUGUGGCUGCAUUCUCAGAACUUUACACCAAGAGGAUGUUUCAGUUGUUGCUGUCUGCUUAUUCAACAAUAAGCAUCCAAGACACAGCUUGCUUUCUGGGAAUGAACGAGGAUGAUGCUGCAAAUUACGUAUUACAGCAAGGUUGGAUUGUUGAUCCAGCAUCUCGAAUGCUAACUGUGAAGAAGCAGCCAAUUGUGACAGAACAAAAACUGGAUUCCAGCAAGCUACAGCGUUUGACAGAAUAUGUAUUCCAACUUGAGCAUUAAUCAUACUUUAAAAGAGUCUGAACUUUUUUUUUAACACUUUGUGCCACUUAGAUCGUUCGAUUGAACCAGUAAAUGCUUUGAAGAUUUUCAGGACGUGUAAA